Raphanus sativus (radish) is the source of this 4485-nucleotide messenger RNA. RefSeq names its product putative WEB family protein At1g65010, chloroplastic. The transcript is spliced from 3 exons. Lineage: Eukaryota; Viridiplantae; Streptophyta; Magnoliopsida; Brassicales; Brassicaceae. The record is from RefSeq and is a predicted model, not a curated record. Gene Ontology annotation, biological process: reciprocal meiotic recombination. The coding region runs from base 237 to 4358 and encodes 1373 amino acids.
AAUGAAAGAAAAAGAGGAGAGGAAGAGGGUGACCACUCUGCCCAUUACCAAUAAUUUUGCUAAAUAAAAAGUUGAAGACUUUGUGGAAAAGCAAUCAGACACAAGUGAAGAAGAAACCAGACUCGAUCUGGAUUUCUGUUUAGAGUCUCUCCCAUUAAGCAAUGCCAGAGAUUUAGCUGCUCCCCAACAUUUCUGCUUUUAUUCUUUGAAGGUGUUCUUAUUCGGCUACAACAACAAUGGCGUCAAGAACCAAAACUGGUUUAAUGGAGACUCCUCGUAGUAAACCAUCUCCUCCACCACAAAGACUGACUAGAUCAUCAGGGCCUAAAUCCGAUGCCAGUUCCUCCUCAUCUUCUCUGCACACCACUCGUCUCUCACUAGACCGUUCCCCACAGUCUGUUAACUCCAAGCCUACUCCUGAUCGUCGCACUGCAAGAGUUCCUACUCCUCCUGAGAAGUCUCAAUCACGGUUAGGGAAGGGACUUGAGCUACAGUCACAACUGAAACAGAUUCAGGAGGAUUUGAGGAAAGCUAAUGAGCAAAUAGCAUUGCUCAAGAAAGAUAAAGCACAAGCUCUUGAUGAUCUUAAAAGUUUUGAGAAACUAAACGAAGAAGCAAAUGAGAAACUCAGAGAAGCAGCUAAGGAGAGUUCCGAGGUUGAAGCGGUUCACGAAAAGGAAAUCUCCUGGAAGAAAGAGGUCGAGUCUAUAAGAAGCCAGCACGCUUUGGACAUCUCAGCUCUUCUCUCCACCACUGAAGAGCUUCACAGGGUUCAACAAGAGCUGGCUAUAACUGCUGACGCUAAAAACCAGGCGCUGAGUCACGCCGAGGAAGCAACCAAGAUCGCUGAGAUGCAGGCAGAGAAGGUGGAGGUUCUUUCUUCUCAGUUAAGCCAGUUAAAGGCAUUGGUUAGUUCUGAGGAACAAAGGAAGGCUACUGAAGGCGAUGAGGUUGUGUCUAAACUGAAAUCAGAAAUUGAGUUGUUGAGAGGGGAGCUUGAGAAUGUUAGCAUCUUAGAGAGUAAGUUGAAGGAUCAAGAAGCGUCUAUUGAGCAGCUCCACGUUGACCUCGAAGCUGCUAAGAUCGUUGAAUCACGUGCUAAUAGCUUAGCAGCUGAGUUGAAGAACAAGGUUGGAGAACUUGAGAAACAAGUUGAAGAGUCAAACAAGUUGAAGAUGUCUGCUUCAGAGUCUUUAGAUUCAGCUACGAAGCAGCUGGGGGAAAAGAGUCAUGCGCUUCAUGAGGCAGAGUUGGACAAUGCUGCGUUGAAAGAAAAAACUGAAUCCAUGGUGAUGACGAUUGCUAGGCAGGAAAAAGAUCUUCAGGAAUCUCAACGCCAAGUUUGCAGUUUAAACGAAGAGACUUCUAAGCUUGAAAAGCUUGUUGAGUCAGUCAAAUCUGACCUUGCAACCGCCCAAGAAGAAGCUUUGGACAAUGAAAAGACUACAACAUCACAUAUUCAGAACUUACUGAAUGAAAAAACUGAACUUGCUACAGAGUUGGAGAACUUUAAGAAGGAAGAAGAGGAAACCAAGAAAGCUAUGGAAAGCUUAAUUUUAGAGUUGCAGGAAGUAUCUGUGGAAGCAAGGGAAGCUAAGGAGAGGCUCUUGACAUGUCAAGCAGAGCUUGAACAUUGCGCAACACAGAUUGAGAGUUUGAAGUCGGCUGCAAAAGAGACGAAUGAGAAGUAUGAAAGAAUGCUUGAAGAUGCAAGAAACGAAAUGGAUAGCUUGAAGAAUAGUUUAGAAAAGACUCAAGAUGAGAUUGCCAGUUCGAAGACUGAGUGGGAACAGCGAGAGCUUCAUUUGAUGGCUUGUGUGAAGAAAUCGGAAGAUGAAACGUUAUGUGUGCAGGGAGAGCUUAGCAAGGUGGAGAGUUUGCUUAGUCUCAAGGAAAAUGAGGUGCAAGCAGCAAAAGAAGAAGAAGCAAAUACGAAAAGGAAUCUUAAGGAACUUGAGGAGGAGCUUAACGCUAUGCAGGAAAGAGUUGGAGAAGCGAAAGCUGAAAGUGUGAAACUUAAAGAAAGCUUGUUGGAGAAAGAAAACGAAGUAAUGAGCGCUGCUGCAGAAAACAAAAAGCUCAGAGAAAUGGAGGUUGCUUCUCUCGCGAAAAUAGAUGAGUUGUCAAAGGUGAAUGAGAGCUUGGUGGAUAAAGAGACAAAACUGCAGAGCAUUAUUCAAGAAGCGGAGGAGCUCAGAGGUAGGAAUACUAAAGAGUUGUCAGCGGCGAAUGCGAGCUUGGUGGAUAAAGAAACAAAACUGUUGAGCAUUGUUCAAGAAGCUGAGGAGCUCAGAGAGAGGGAGCUUGAUUAUCUCAAGAAGAUUGAAGAGUUGUCAGCGGCCAAUGUAAGCUUGGCUGACAAAGAAACAAAACUGCAGAGCACUAUUCAAGAAGCGGAGGAGCUCAGAGGUAGGGAGAUUGAUUAUCUCAAGAAGAUUGAAGAGUUGUCGGCGGAGAAUGUGAGCUUGCUUGACAAAGAAACCAAUCUGUUGAGCAUUGUUCAAGAAGCGGAGGAGCUCAAACGGAGGGAGCUUGAUUAUCUCAAGAAGAUUGAAGAGUUGUCAUCAGCGAAUGUGAGCUUGGUUGACAAAGAAACCAAACUUUUGAUCAUUGUUCAAGAAGCGGAGGAGCUCAGGGGGAGAGAGCUUGACUAUCUCAAGAAGAUUGAGGAGUUGUCAGCGGCGCAAGUGAGCUUGGUGGAUAAAGAAACAAAACUGCAGAGCAUCAGUCAAGAAGCGGAGGAGCUCAGAGGUAGGGAGCUUGAUUAUCUCAAGAAGAUUGAAGAGUUAUCAGCGGCGAAUGCAAGUUUGGUUGACAAAGAAACCAAACUGUUGAGCAUUGUUCAAGAAGCUGAGGAGCUCAGAGAGAGGGAGAUUGCUUGUCUGAAGAAAAUUGAAGAGCUGUCAGCAGUGAAUGAGAGUUUGGCUGACAAAGAAACCAAAUUGCAAAGCACCAUUGAAGAAAGGGAGGCUGUAUACAUCAAGAAGAUCGAGGAGUUGUCAUUUCCAAAUGAGAUAUUAGCUGAGAAAGAAGCCAAACUGCAGUCAGCUGUUAAGGAGAAUGAAGAGUUAAGAGAAAGGGAGUCUUCAUACCAUAUGAAGAUGGAAGAGUUGUCAAAAGUAUCUGAAAACGUUGCUGCUAGAGAAAUCAAACUCCACAUUUCUACUCAAGAAAAUGAAGAGCUUAGAGAAAGGGAGACUGCACAUCUCAAGAAGAUUGAAGAGUUAGCGAAGCUGCAAGAACAUCUUCUUGAUAAAGAAACUGAGCUUGAUGGUAUGGCUCGUGAGAUUGAAGACCUUAAAGCCAAAGACUCUCUAUCCCAAAAGAAGAUUGAAGAGUUAUCAAAUCUAAACAAAAGCCUUCUCGUGAAAGAGAGCGAGUUACACGAUGUUGUUUCCGCAAACGAGGAGCUAAAAUCCAAAGAGGCUUCAUCGGUUAAGGCAAUAGAGGAGUUGUCUGAUCUUAGACAAAGUUUAAUUGAUAAAGAAAACGAGCUGAAGACUGCCAUUGUCGAGAAUGAAGAGCUCAAGGCCAAUGCUGCAUCAUUGGUUCAGAAGAUCGAAGAGUUGACAAACCUGAAACAGAGUUUACUUGAUAAAGAGAACGAGCUGCAGGGUGUCUUCCAUGAGAACGAGGAGCUUAAGGCCAAAGAGAACGCAUCUUUAAAGAAGAUUGACGAGUUGUUGCAUCUUGAGCAGAGUUGGCUUCAGAAGGAAAGCGAAUUUCAAAGACUUCAUCAAGAAAAUGAAGAGCUUAGGGAGCAGGAAGCUUCAGCUGCAAAGAAGAUAGAGGAAUUGUCAAUCCUGCUUGACAAAGAAGCCGAGUUGCAGGCUGUGAUUCAUGAUAACGUCGAGCUGAAGGCCAGGGAGGCUUCCGCGCUUGAGAAGAUAGAAGAGUUAUCAAAGUCGCUGGAAAAAGCUUCUUCCACACUAGAGAAACCACAUGAAAACGGCAAGCCUAGAAGCGGAGAACAAAAGGUACAAGAAAGUCCAGUGGAAGCCAUUGAUAACCAUUUGAAUGGUGACACACCAAUCCAUUUGUUACCUCACAAAGAUGAAGGAGACAAGGAGAAAGACUCCGUGGAAGGGGAAGGCUGCCAUAUAGACAAGAGAGAAGCUUAUUCAGAGAGGGAGUCAGAUCACGAGUUUGCUGAAGAGGAAGAAGAAUCAAAAGCAGAAGGCAGUGAAAAUUUUGAUCAGUUGAGCAAUGGCUUGUCUUCAGCAGAGCACAUAGAAUAUUCUGGGAGUCUGCACUCAAAGGAACUAGAGCAGAAGAAGAAGAAACCUUUGCUCCGGAAGUUUGGAAAUUUACUGAAGAAGAAGAGUACAAGCAGCAGCAGCAGCAGCAGCCAUAAAUAGAGGGAAGAUGUGAUGGAUGAUACUGUUAUCAUUUCUAUUGCAACUGAACAUUAUUUCCUUGGUUGAUUUGUGUCUUUAAAUCUUUGAAGAGUAUAGCUCCAAAUCCAAUUUUUAAAGGUUUUUGAUC